Molecule: messenger RNA, 488 nt
Organism: Dama dama (fallow deer)
Lineage: Eukaryota; Metazoa; Chordata; Mammalia; Artiodactyla; Cervidae
Gene: CCL17
Product: C-C motif chemokine ligand 17
Exons: 3
Coding region: 45-344 (99 amino acids)
Biological process (GO): chemokine-mediated signaling pathway; G protein-coupled receptor signaling pathway; immune response
Cellular component (GO): extracellular region
Molecular function (GO): CCR chemokine receptor binding; chemokine activity
Source: RefSeq, a predicted model, not a curated record
AGCAGAGGGACCCACACGCAGAGAUCUCCCCGGCUCCUGGCACCAUGGCCCCCCUGAAGACGCUGCUCCUGGUCGCCCUCCUCCUGGGGGCUCUCCUGCAGGACACCCACGCAGCCCGAGCAGGCAACGUGGGCCGGGAGUGCUGCCUACAGUUCUACAAAGGACCCAUUCCCGGCAAGCUGUUGGUGGAUUGGUACCAUACCCCGGGCGAUUGUCCCAACAACGCCAUUGUGCUGGUGACUCGCCAUGGCAAAAACAUUUGUGCAAAUCCCAAGGACAAAAAUGUGAAGAGAGCAAUGAAGUACUUCCAGAAACACAGGAAGUCACCUGAUCUGACCGCCUAGUAGUCCUGACCUCUCCCUGGACCUCUUGUAGACCUCCUGCCUCAAUGUUCAUGACCCCAACCCCCAGCUCCUGGAGCCAGAGGAGGCCCUACAAGGACAAAGAGGCCCCUUGUCCCCUUUUCUGAUUAAAGUCUUUCUCCCUCA